Musca domestica (house fly) is the source of this 10715-nucleotide messenger RNA. RefSeq lists its product as uncharacterized. Bases 950 to 4954 code for a protein of 1334 amino acids. The transcript is spliced from 2 exons. The record is from RefSeq and is a predicted model, not a curated record. Lineage: Eukaryota; Metazoa; Arthropoda; Insecta; Diptera; Muscidae.
UAUGUGGCUUUGAUGUAUAAGUAUACAUAAAAAAGAAAUUUUGUGGUACAAGUUUUUCGACGAUGUGAAAAAAUAUAAAAAUAUUAGUUAAUGACGAAAUAAAUAACAAAUUAUUGGUUUUCUUUAUAAAAGAAAACUUCAAAGGCCUACGAUCAUUGUGAAAGUUAAUGAAAAAAGUGCAAAAUAAAUUUAAUUCAAUGCCUCCCUUUGUUAUGUUGUACAUAAUUCAAGAAGAAAUGGUAGACGACAACUCUUCAAUACAUACAUACAACAGCAGCAGCAUUUAAUUGAUUCUUUGUAUAAGAAGGAGGACUGUGUGCAUUUGUGUGUGUGUGUACUGUGUAUAUUACCAAAAAAGUUUUGCCUAUAUGUGUACAUAGAUAUAAAUAUAUACAAAGAAGAAAAAAAAUGAAUGCUGGAUUAUCCUUCUAAAUGAAAUCUUAAAAAAUUAUUAAUCGGAUAUUAAAGAAAGCCAUCAUCAAAGCCCACAACUUGUUGGUGUUGCUGGUCCAUAUACUGAUUCACCGUGUCUUCUUUUGUCUCUUGUACCGUCUUCGUAUAUCGGGUGUGUGUGUACGUACUUCUGCCUUGCCUGGUAAAUCUGAGAACAGGUUUCGUCGUGAUGUAUUUGGAACAUACCACACAACACUGGUGCUAAGGUCUACGACUACUACAUGGUACUCUAAAGAAGAAUGCCGCGUGGAGGAACACACGUAGAAGAUAAAUGUAAAAUGUUUACUUCAAUGGUUUCAUACUAGAAGAAUAAACAUAAAACUUGUGAUGGAAACUCUCGAAUAGCGUAAUCAGGACCUUUUGCUCCCGAUAACAAAAUUGGAAAAAUAGAACAUCGCCAUACAAGCUUUUAAUGUUUUUACAAAAAUACUCAUAAAAGACAAAAACAAAACAAAACAAAAACGUCCAUGCUAACACCGAUUGAAUGAAUGAGUAAAUGAUUUAUAUAAUCAUGAAUUCAAAUAUUACAAAGCUGUACGAUGUUAUUGAUGAGAAUGCAGUAAAUGAAUGCGAUUAUCUUAUAUUGGCAUCUACAAUUGUUGGGAAGGCGGCAGAUAAUAAAAUACUCCAAACGUGUCAAUGUUACUUAAAACAUAAUUAUGCUGCGUGGGACGACGACGAGCAUAAGCAGGAAGAAGAGGAGAAGACGACGAAGAAGAAGAAGGAAGAGGAAAGCAACGCAAUAGGGUUCACAUUUAGGCAGCAGCAGCAGCAACUGAAUGGCGAUCAAAUAGAUCCUAACAGAUGUUUAUGUGAUAAACACAGGCAGCAGCACAAUUGCCAGAUACAUUACUGCCACAACAGCAGCAGUACUAUAUUAAGAAAUACAACAACACCUACAAUAACAAUACCCAGCUCAAAAUUCUGCUCAUCUAAACAACAAAAACAACAACAAUCACCACCACCAACAUUACUACUCGAGCAUGGCAAAGACUCACCACGAAAACAACAACCACAAUCCACAUUAUUUAAGCCAUCUUGCACUCAUGAGGAUACUUAUGCUGUACCAUAUUUAAUAUUAGACAAUUCGAAUACAUGUAAAUUUAUAUCAAAUAAGGAACAAACUACAUUAACUGUCGAUAAAUACGCAUUCACAACAACAAAUUUCAUUUCAUCAACAACAAAUAUGCGAACCACCAAUACGCCGGAUGUAUCCGAAAACUCCCCAACAUUAGAUAAUGUUAAGCAUCAUCAAUUCAAGAGUAAAUACAACUUGAAUGAUAAGGCGAGGAGAAAUAACAUUCGCGAUGACGAUGAUGAGUAUAAUGACCAUUGCCAUUACAACAGACGUGACAAGAAUAAUACAGUCGUGCAAUGCUUUAAUUACUCCUCCGACCAUUGCAAUUGGUUUUUGAGAAACAAUCCAUUCGUUACAUUUCAACCCUCAACUGGUGGCAAGCUAUUGAAUUUAUUCUUUAUUUUACUCUUAACGUUAGCACAAUAUUUUGGCAGCACACAAGGUCUAUUGGUGGCAAAAUCGCCACCAUUUAGUUUAGAUUCAUCGUCACCAGUUGAUUCGCUAUCCAUUGAUUCCAGCGAUUUUGCAAUGCAAACGCACACCAACAACACUGGCGCUAGUUCGCUUAAUAAUAAUUUCAGUCUGAUACAAAAAACAACGGUAGAUCAAAACGAUGGUCUGGGAGGAGGCGGUAUUGGUGAUCAUUUUCCUUCGAGUAGCAAAAGUUUAAGCAUAUCAUCUGCUGCUGGUAGCGGUGCCUAUCUCGAUAAACUGGACAAUUUGGAACGUAGCCUGGCAGCAGUACUAAUAAAAGUUGCCUACGGCACAACCUCGACCACCAAACGUAGUAUACCCGACAACAGUUAUGCCUCAAGCCUAACCACCAUUGCCACGCCCCUACUAACCACACAAAGAUAUCACGAAAAGUCUCGCCAGCCCCAAUUAAAUGUACAUCAUCGUAAUUAUGAACUUGAUUUGGAAAGAGAUCAUGCCUUGCCAACAACAGCACCAAAUGCAGAUAUUUUAAAGAGUAACAGUAAUCCCACAUAUCCAAAUCCCAAUCGACAUCACAACAAUGAUCGAGAUCGCCAUAGACAUUUGAUUAACUCAACACCACUGCCAUCGUUACCAGAAGUAUUAAAGAAAUCGAAUGGUCACACGCCCACCAUACCAAUGUUUUCCGGUGCCGACAUACCCUCAUACUCACCGCCAGCUAGAUCGUUUUUCACGCCGCCACUGCCACCAGAAUAUCAGCAUCCAUUUGCUGAUAAACCAACGCUUAGGGGAACAAAUAAUGAAGGGGGUAUUGUACCCAACACCGGUAGCUAUAUAAAUCGCCGUCCCAUACCACCGCCAAGUCUGAUGCCUGGCCAUGAACGCAUACCAUUUAGGCCACCCGAUUUGGCAGGAGGUGCUGGUGGUACCACUAGUGCAAAUUCAAAUCCAAACACAAACAUGUCGCCGGCCCAAUCACCUGCUGCAGGUGGCAGCAGUCUUUCGUCUUCGCUAAAUCCUCACUCAUCCUCAGGUGUUCACAUGGACUCGGAUCACAAGAAAGCCUCGAACAAUGCCACAAAGAGUAUUAAUGUCGAAUCUCCCCCGCCCGAUGUCAAAUCAGAAAAUGGAAAUUCAGAUGCUGUUCAGGGUUCAUCAUCUGGUAGCAUGUUCUUGGAUUCAUCGGACAGCUUCCGUAACAACUACAAUUCUAAGGUUAGGAAAGAAGUACUGCCCAGUAUACAACGCAUACUCAGCGGAUCGAAUGGUCGCAAAGGUGAUAUACCCGAAGUAUUAUUGAAACAGGUAACGACAAGGCCAAAUUAUCACCAACCGCCUUCAUCGCCAGUGGUCAUAAAUACCUAUUUGAAUCAAAACGGUGACACGAGUGUGGUGGAUGCCAGCAUUGAUAGCAAACAAAAUAUUAAUAAAAUCAAGAAUAUGAAGGAUGUUGAAGGUGUUGAUGUGGGCGUUGGUGUCGAUGGUGGUGCUGAUUUGCCACAACAAACUGAAAUCACAACAAAGUCCGUAACAGGUGCCGUGUUUGGUGCUGCAGUAAAUGGCUCAACGUCAACGCCUUCGGCUGCAGCCAUUGGCGGUAUGAAAACAAACACCGUUAUUGUACCAACAUCGCGUACCGUAUUUGCUUCAGGUGCUGGUGGCAACUCCAACAACUCGCCAUCAUCAACAAAUCGCGGUGAUGAUGCCUCAUCUACGUCAUCCUCCACACUGGCAGCUGCUUCUGGUCUGGCCACCUCAUCCCUAGCCUGGAAUAUACAUGUCUACUUGUCGGUCAUUCUCUUUACAAUACUGGCCGUCUACUCCCUGUAUAAAAUGGUUACAUACAAUAAGCUAACACAUCUUUUCUCACAAUCCUACUUCCUCUGCAUCCACAUUAUACUGAUCACCAUUUGCUCAAUUCGCACUUUUUAUCUCUGCUAUGACGCUUAUAAUAUUCAUUCCAGUUUUCAUAUAUUUGUUUCGGAAAUUCUACUAAAUUUACCCGCCACAUUCCUGACCAUAUCCUUUGCCGUUCUAAUACUCUUCCUAUCGCUGAAAUCUUUGAACCAUAAGAAUCGUUAUUCGGCUCUGAUUCGGCCGCUGACGGUAGUUGUGGGCUGUGGCGUACAUGUGAUGUUGUGCAUAACCUUGCACUAUGUGGAGUCGUAUACCCUGCAAAAUCACCAGCAGCAACAGAAAUUGUUGAUGAAACGACAUCAGCAACAGCAACUCCAGUCCUAUGUCCAUCAUAAUUUUGCCCAGCAGCAACAGUAUUCAUAUUUAGAAAGCAUGGCCUUUAAUUCACCGCUAUCAGCGGCAUCGCCAGCCGGCCAAACGGCAGCAGGCUAUCAACAUUUGGCUGCUGGCGUCUCUCCACUGCCACCGAAUCCUCCACGUGUUUUGUCCUUGAUUUGCCAAAUUAUAUACAUUUUCGUUUGCUUUAGUUUGGGUCUUUUAUAUUUGUAUCUCUAUAGGAUUUUAAAGCGUGUCUUAAGAAAUAAAUCCCAAAAUUAUAUUCAUGGCUAUCAGAAUUUGUCCUAUGCCAUACACAUUACCAUUGCCACUGCCUUGUUGUUUGUACUGCUGGCAGCUUUACAAAUAUUCGGUGCUAUAAGUAUUUCCUCUACCAGGCCAAUGAUAGCUCAGGCCACAGCAGAAAUAGAUUGGUUUCAGUGGGGCUACCAGUUUUCGUUGCGUCUAAUUGAAAUUGCCAUUAUAACGCUCAUCUCGUGGGUGACAGGUUUGAAGACAAACACCGGCUCAAAUACAGUUAACAUUAAUCUAACGAAUAACGAGGCGAGGAUUGUGGGGGGACACAUCGAUACGAAUACAAUGUACAAUACAAAUGCCAGCAUGAAUCCCAGACGUCUGAAACAAAAUGUCCACUAUAGCCAAUAUAGCCAUCCCAAUGUGACCAAUUUCUUCUUGCCUUAUACCUCAAGUUCUAGUCAAGAACAAUUUGACAUGGAUUACCCGGCGCGUAUAUAACUCGAAGCGAACAAAGCGAAUCAAUGGUAUUGAAAGAGCUAAGUGAAUGGAAAUAGAAAAAAAAAAAACACGUGAUCCAAAGGCAGUGCACCAGUAAGCCAGAAGUUUAUCCACUGACAUGGAGAUAGUGGCAUCAUGGUUCAAGCUUUCAAUUUCAUUCUAUUUACAUGCAUACAUACACAGUCCGCAAAUCUUGUCUCAUAAAAUAACAAAAUUCCCCAAUUUUUUGCAACACCGCCAACCACUUAAUCAUAAAACGCGUUAAAAACCUUUUCACAAUAUACUCCAGAAUAAACAAAAAAAACAAAAUAAAAUAUAAAUAUAUACAUAGUUUUUUCGUAAUCUUUUUCCCAUCUUUUUUAUAUAUGCAAUAUAAUCAUAAUCGCGACAUAAUGUAUACAAAUUAAAAAACAAAAACUAAAUAUUUUUCCCUUCUUUUUUUACCAGAAAACACAAAAUAUAAAAAUGAAUUUUUUUCAUUUUUUAUUAUUAUUUAAUUAUUUUUUUUUUGUUGUUUAUAUAUAACUCUGUGUAUUGGAUUUUAAUAUAAAUAAUAAAAAAUAAUUUUUUAUUUAUACAACAAAAAAAAACAUAUAUCAUUUACACAAAAAAACGCUCUUUUUUAUUCGAUUAUAUAGUAAUAAUAAAUUUUGUUAAUAUUAAAUUAAAUUGAAAAAAAAAACAAUGCACUUUUUUAAGAACCGAAGCAGAAAUGGAGAGGAAUAAAAAAUUUAUAAGAAUUACAAAAAAAAUAUUGCUUUAAUAAAAACUCAAAUACGCAAAAUAAACAAGAAAAUAAAAAUUAAAAGAAAUGUGAAUUCUUUUUAUUGAAAUAAAAAAAAAAAAACAGAUUAAAUUAAAAAACAAAACACAAAAAAAUCGAAAAAUCACAUUUUGCUGAUAAAUCGAUCGAAUGAUCUAUCGAAUUAUUGUCUGGACUUAUCUCGUUUCUGAUUAAUCAAUUAAUUGUAAUAUAAGUGUAAUUAUUUAUUAAUCAGAAUACCUGAUGGAUCAGGCGAAAAUUUUGAUGCGACAUAACAAUUUAUCUGUAAGCUACAAAAACUGCAUAAUUAUUGUUAGUAUUUAACUGUAAAUUUUACAUACUGUACAUUUGUUAGUAACGACAUAUUUUUUAAGUUUAGCAUUUAGUAAUAUAAUAAUAAUAAAUAAACAAUUCGAAUAAAUAAAACAUAAUUUUUGAUAAUAAAAUAAAAACAAAAUACAAAAAUAACUAUUUUCAAUUAAGAUAGAAUUACAAGAAAAACAACAACAAAAGAAAGAAAGAAAAAGACAAAAAUUCAAAACAAGUAACAAACGCAAAAUUACAAAACAAACAAAAAAUGGACUCGUAUUCAAAAUGCUAUGAUUAAAACAAGGCAACUUACAAAACAAAAUGUAUUUCUCAUUCGUGCGUCCUACGAGCACCCCAAAUAGUUCUCUCAUUGCAACGAACGUGACCAGCAUUAAACUUACAACAUAUACAUAAAUAUUUAUUAAAUCUAUAUAUUUCAAUUCAUUUUCUUUUAAUUUAUUCCUUGUUUUCCGUUUUAAUUGCCCAAUCAAUAGAAGGAUGAAAAUGGAUGGAAAUUUGGAGGGAUUUUCCCUUUAUGGCUCUUAAAUGAUUCUUUAUUUGAAUAUUUUUUAGAUCUUCAAAUUUUCACAAAUGUUUUCAGUUUUAAAUGGAUGAAAAUUUGGAAGGAUUUUACCUUUAGACUUUUAAAUGAUUCUUUAUUUAAAUAUUUGUAUACCCUCCACCAUUCUAUGGAGGGUAUAUAAACUUUGUCAUUCCGUUUGUAACUCCUCGAAAUAUUUGUAAUAGACCCUACAAAGUAUAUAUAUUCUUGAUUAUCGUAAGUUUCUAAGAUAAUCUAGCGAUGUCCGUCUGUCUGCUGUAAUCACUGUCUUUCGAACGAACUGAGAUAGAAGGAUAAAAUUUUAAAUACAUGCAUAGUUUACCAGUAGGCAGGUCACGUUUGUAAAUGGGCCAUGUCGGUCCACGUUUUCGUAUAGCAACCAUUUAACUGUACCUUCCGAUAUCGGUAUUUUCAUGAUUUUAGCGACAUUUUUUAUCUGAAUUAUUUCAAAUUUCUUAUUUGAAGUUCGUAAUGGGUGCUACAGCCUAUGACAAAAAUUUUCGUAUGCAGCUCCACGUCUUCGUAUAGUCCCCAUGUAGCGGUUUUCAAUUAAGUGGUGGUAUUCGAUUUUUUUUAUCUCAUUAUCGUAACAUUGAAAGUGGUAGCUUUCUUUCUGAUUAAUCUGGAGGCUAGCUGUAUAGGACGCUUGGGCGAAGUAAUAUACAGGGUGAGAUAAAAAAAACUGCAACAAAGUCAAACUCCAUAAUUUUUACAUUUUUUACUUUUAUUGAAUAAAAGCAAAAAAUGUCGGAAAUAGCAUCAAAUUUUAGAGUAAGCUGAGAUUUGUUCGAAUUGGUAACCUUUUGCACGAAUUAUGGUCUUCAAACCGCAAAUGAAACAGUCAAACGCUGCCCGAAUGUUGCUCUACGGUAUUUUGGCCCAUUCCCGGCGAAGCGCUUGCUUGAGGUGAUCGACACUUUGGUUUUUAGUGCCAACCUUGCUUUCCGAAAUACUCCAAACACAAUAGUCCAGCGGAUUGGUGUCAUCCGGAGAUUUUGGUUGCCAUUGUGCGCUGGAAAUGAAGCGAGGAACCUCAUUUUGUAGCCAUUCUUAAGUGGCGCGUGCUGAGUGCAAUGGUGCUGAGUCCUGUUGGAAUGUCCAAGGUCUGCGGCCAAAAUGAUUGCGUGCCCAAUGCUUUAGUACAUCCUCCAGAAUAUGUUCGCGACAAUAUUCGGCAUUUAUUCUCACGCCACUGUCGAUUAAUACGAGCGGAGAGCGACCAUUGACUGUUAUGGCGGACAACACCAUCACCAUGGCAAGCGCUUGAGUUCUAGUGGCCAACCGAAGGUGCACAUUUUCAGCCGACCUCUUUGGCAAGUAAACACGAUCAUUUUGUGUGUUUACAAACUGCUGGACACCGAAUGUUUUCUCAUCGGAGAAAACCAAAAACCAAAUUCGGUAGUUCACCACUUUCGGCCAAGCGAAGCAACUUUUUAGCUCUUAUGAGUUUAUUUUCUUUCUGUUUCUGGUGCGGUGUAAGUUCUUGCAUUUUUUGAAAUUUCAAUAGCUUUGCCCUGAGCUCGUUUUUUCAACAUUUGUCGAAUGGAAUAUUGUGAUAUGUGCAGCUCGGCCACUGCGACGAGGUUGUUGUUUUCUUUCGUCCACUUCCUUGACGUCGGGUUAGGCUACCAGUACCACGGUAGCGAGCGAUGUUAUGAGACACAAAAGAUUUAUUCACAUCUAAAUGCUGGGGCGCUCUAUCGAUAGCCACUUGUGGUUUUCCAACCAAAUAUAAAGGAAUCGCGCUAUCAAAACUACUCAGGUUUGUCGGGGCAGCUCUCGCUCUUCAGCUGCGAUUGGAGGGGGAUGGUCUCCUAGUACAGUGUUUACUCUAUAUCCUUCCAUGGUGACACUUUGACACCAUGUUCAACUAAUUCGCUAGUUAGGGCUCAAAACAAAGAGAGCUUGUUGACCUCGUAUAAAGCGAUGGGUCGGUCUGUGGUCCAAUGGAGAAGUAUUUAGACUCGCCAAAAUGCUGCCUUGAGAACUGAAACAGCAUGCCAACAUGACUCAAUUGGCCCAUUUACAUUCGGAGCUGUAGGUUCUUUCCUUACGUCUGCAUUAUCAUACGAUAUGUUGGAGUCAUCCAAACCAUUAUAUGAUGCACAGAGCCUCAUCAGCCAGGUAUUUUAGAAAGGAUCUACACGAACUAGAAGGGGGAGGUCUAAUGCUAUAGAAGACAGCCCCUAGAUCAAGAAAUCUAUCAGCAGGUCUGAGUGGCAUUCAUACUGAUACAGUCAUAUAGGCGAUUAACACCACUAGCAUGAAUGUCGUCCUCGAAGUCCACACCCCAUCCAUUCCAGUUCAAAAACGUCGGAGCAAUUACGUUCAGGAUAGUGUAGCCGUAUUUGACGCGAAGUGAUGAAUGGAUUGCUCGGCGUGUGAUACAGGCCCGCACAAUAUGCAGCAUCUCUUUAAAUGCCCUGCUAAACCUAGCCUAGAACCGGUAUAGCAGAAAUCAUACCAGUAAUGUAUAGAUGUUACAACAACGACUUUUAGAGGGAGAGACGUCCAACUAUCUAACUGAGAGAAUCCAUAACGUUAAAAAUGUCAUCCUCAGAAUCCACUCUGCAUCCACUGCGGCAGAAGAACAGACAAACUAGGAUAUAUAGGAUAGACGAGCCAAUGCAACCAGUUUCCUAAGAUAUAAUUUGGAAUCAAACUAGCAGAAAGCAACAAACAACAUGUAUUGCUGUUACAACUACAAGCUACAGAAACAGGUACUGCAAUAUAGAACAAUAGGCGAGUAAGAGGUUUCUUUCAAAGCGAGUUUUUUUAAAUACUGUCCCUGGCAAAAUUUUAUUACCGAAAGUUCUCUAUUUCUUUUGUACUCUCAAUAUCCUCUAAUUCGUCAAACUAAGAAAAACUCCCGCGAGCGCUUCCCAAAUCCUGAAUGUUCUUUUAAGGGUGAGAUAAAAAACUGCAACAAAGUCAAACGCAAUAAUUUAUACUUUUUUUAAUGUUAUUGAAUGAUAGCAAAAAAUGUCGGAAAUAGCAUCAAAUUUAGAAUAAGUUUAGAUUUUUAGGAAUUGGUCAGCUUUGGCACGAAUUAUGGCCUUCAAACGGCCAAUGAAACUGUUGGAAUGUUCAAGGUCUGCGGCCAAAAUGUUUGCGUGGCCAAGGCUUUAUUGCACUCUCCAGAAUAUUUUCGCGAUAAUUUUCGGCAUUUAUUCAUAUGCCACGGUCGCUUAAUACGAGCGGAGAGCCACCAUUGGCUGUUAUGGUGUCCCAAACCAUCACCAUGGCCGGCGCUUGAGUUCUGGUGGCCAAAUGAAGGUGCACAUUUUCAGCUGACCUCUUUGACAAGUAAACACGAUCUUUGGGUUGCUUACAAACUGACGGACGACUUAUGUUUUCUCAUGGGAGAAAUCCAAAUUCAGCAGUUCACCACUUUCGGCCAAGCGAAGCAACUCUUUAGCUCUUUUGAGUCUAUUUUCUUUCCGUUACGGUGUAAGUUCUUGCACUUUUUCGAAUUUUAAUGGCUCAUUUUUCAAUAUUUGCCGAAUGGAAUAUUGCGAUAUGUUUGAAAUGGCAGCAGUCUAAAGUUGGUUGCAGUUUUUUCAUCUCACCCUGUAGAUUUUAUAAAAUCCAAGCACUAUACAUCAGCCUCUUUAGCACUUUGCAGUGGCUCAACAAUAUGGUAAUUAACUGACAUAAUUAAAAUAUUCAAUUCCAGAUCCGAAAACCUUCCAAAUGUAUUUCCAUGGACCUUGUUUUACCUUAUUGCAGUUUACUGAAUCCUUCUGUUGGUUAUAGCAUUAAUUCUACUAACACUCAUCACUCAUUGCCUAUUUUGCCAUACUAUUGUACAAUUUCAAUUAUAUUCACUAACAAAAACAAAAUAAAAUUUCAUCUGUGCAUUAUUAAAAUAUAUUUAUAUAUAUACAAAACAAAAUAAUAAUAAUAAUUAACAACAAAUAUAUGAAUAGCAGCAGUCUGACUGUAGAGAAUGUGAGAACUUUUGAAUCAUAAUUUGAAAAUUAACAAGGAAAACAUUUUUACAAAAUAAACUGAUAUUAGAUGCUAAUACUUUUACAGUACGAAAUCAAGUCUAUUAAGAAAUAAUGUAAAAAAAAAACAAAUCAAUGCAUACAUCAUUUUAAAUAAAAACCCAAUUAAAUUUAAAA